GGGCGUACAGGCGACAGCUAGUAGCAGUGUAAGAGAGCGAGCGCGUGAGAGAUUCAAACUCUCUUAGCGUAGUUAUUUAGAGAGUUCGACUCACACCCGAAUCUACGUACAGCAGCUGGUGGAAACCCAGUAAUGGAGGCUGCUCAACUUCCAGCGGAUGCCUUGCCGGCGGGGUGGUCAUCGGGAGGGGCUGGCGCGGGCGACCCAGAGUCGGCACAGCGCAAGGCGCAGCAGGAGCAGCAGGAGCAGGAACGACGAAAGCAGAUCCUGGACCAAAUCAUGACCGUGGAGGCGCGCCUCCGUUUGAGCAACAUCGCAAUGGUUAAGCCGGACAAAGCGAGACGCGUGGAGGAAAUGCUAAUACACGCGGCGACGUCGGGGAAACUCGGCGGCAAGGUGACGGAGGACCAGUUCAUCCAGAUGCUGGAGCAGGUGAGCUCGCAAAUGGAAAAGAAGACCAAGGUGACCAUCAAGCGGAAAACUUACUUCGACGAACAAGACUCGGACGACAACGAUGACGAUAUGAUGUAAAAUGAGUUUUGCAAGACCGAGGAAAGUCGUCCUAUCGGUUUUGCCAGCUGCGUGAUGCGUUGCCGACAUGUGUAGGUGAACGAGUGUUUCUUCUUGAGCUUCGUUGUCAUAAAGGAGGCACCGGGUUGUGUUGAUUACAGAAACGCUUUUCGCUAGGUUGCGAGCUUGGUUUGGUGGACUUGUACAGAACGAGGGGGCGGCAAAGACGGGUCGCAAGUAUUUUUUUUUACCUUUUUUCAGGUACCAAACUCCAUGUAACCGCAGCAAAUUUUUUAUUGUUGUGUAGCACCCGAGGCUGGCGUCUUCCACGCGUACGGAUUUGCAUCAAGCCGCCUGAUAGACGUAAGUAACUGAGGUUGUGUAUCACAUAUUUAAAUAUGUAGGUAGCUGGCGGCGAGCUGGAUCUACCAGCCGGUUGAAGGAAGCACAUCUCAUCGUGUUCGUGAUUCGCUGGUGUGUAUUCGGUGCUGUCCCGAUGCCUUCGAUCUUAGCGUAACUCGGGAACAUACGCGGUGUUUAAUUGUAAGUACGCUGGAGGUGUUGUCGCUCCGCACGGGCAGCUCCAGCAGUAUCAAGAGUAAUACCGAGCCUCUGAUGAGGGACAUCGAUCUGCUGGGAAGGAAACCAUCAACCUAGGAAUGACCCUAUUCGUUCACUAUUGUAGCUUGUUUCUCGAUGGUUUCGAGGUCGGCACUUCGGCCCAAAACAUUGCUCUCUUUGCCCGCCUCCGAACUGUCGGAGGUGUUCUUCUCCGGGCGUAUCUGUUUUUUUGUGGGACGCAGAAUAUUUGAUCCGAGUUUGUCAAGACGGUAGGGUUGGUAGAACUGCUGUGUGCGACGGUUGACAGAAUCAAUUGAUUAACAGG
This is a messenger RNA of Ectocarpus siliculosus, 1396 nucleotides long. The record is from the annotation of a GenBank genome assembly. NCBI's taxonomy places the organism in Eukaryota, Phaeophyceae, Ectocarpales, Ectocarpaceae.